UAUAUAUGGAAGUUAAGAAGACAAGACAGAGAAAGAGAACCUCUAUUCUAAGGUCUAUUAUCAGCCAGCCUUUCAACUCAGAUGGAGAAUUCGUUGGCUUGCACGAAAAGAUUUUAAACGCAAAUAAGAAUGAAGCUUUUAGAAUGAUCAGGAAGAACAAGCUGGUUUCUAAAAAGAAAGAAUAUGUGGAUAAGCUAGAAAAGUGCAAAUAAAGAGCAUUGAAUUGAGGAAGAGUUAGACAUAGACAAAGAUGCUACUCUUAUGAUUAACAACUUUACAUUGUUAACUCAGGUGGAGUCGAAUAGCCUUGAUAUUAUCUAUAUUAGAUUUAUGAUUGGGGAUGAAAGCAAGCAGUUGAUAUUCCCUCCUUUCGCAGACACUUCGUAUAUCCCUAUUAGUAAUAUAACGAAGGAUCUGUAUUUGGUGUUCCUGAGAAAAUAAGGGAGAGGAGCCUUCCUAUCUUGAUAAUAUGAUAGGGAAUAUUGAAUUACCUCUUGAAGAGUUUUUAGAUCAGAGGAAGCAUAGAAUCAAAUAGGUCAGUUCAGCUAACCUCAGAUGCUUCGCAAGUGCUGACUCAUCUGGAUAUGUGAUUUGAUGUCAGGCUUUGAUAUUCGAGAGUUACAUUUCUGAAGAACUUAAUCCAAGACAUUGAUGAGCUUAUUAACAGAGAGACACUAUUUGAAAAUUAUGACCAAGAAGAAGACAAAGAUCAAGAAAGUCUUCAACAUUUCAUUGCUGAAAAACAGAAAGCUUUUCAGGGAUUUUUAGCCAGAAAGAGUCUGAGGGAUGCCCAAAGUAAAGAACUAUAUAAACAGUUUAAUCUUAAGAUGGGGGAAGAGUCAGAAGAAAGCAGUAGUUCUGAUUCAAAUGAUUCUAAUACUGAUUCUGAUUAAUUGUGAUCAUACUUUUAAAGUUUCA
Messenger RNA from Moneuplotes crassus, 918 nucleotides. NCBI's taxonomy places the organism in Eukaryota, Ciliophora, Spirotrichea, Euplotida, Euplotidae. The record is from the annotation of a GenBank genome assembly.